AUGAAAUUCAUAAAAAUAAAAUCUGUCAAAAUCAAAAUUUUCGUGAUUAUAAUAAUAAUUAUUUAUUUUCUUUAUAUUAUUCAUAAAAAAUUAUUUUCAUCUUCUUUAUGUUCUCAUUUAUAUAAUGUUGAUUCAUUUCAAACAUGUGCUUUAUCAAAUAAAAUUUGUAAUAUAACUAUCUUACUUAAUUCUUAUAUUGCUUAUCGAACUUGUAUAAUUGAACAUUCAUUUACUAAUGCAGAUUAUGUUAUAUUUGAUGGUGUGAAUGGUUUAGGUAAUCGUAUCCUUGGUUUAAUAGCUGUUACUACUUAUGCUCUUGUAACUAGUCGAGUUCUUCUAAUUAAUUGGCAACCAGGUGAUAAUCAUCAAGCUUCUUUCAAAGAUCUUUUUUUACCAUUAUCAUUAUCAGAUAAUGUACCUAUUUAUGAUCAAUAUUCAUUGUCUAGAUUAGCUAAUUUAAUUAAAAAUCGAUGGAUAAAUGAAAUUGAAUCUAAAAUGAAAAAUAGUCGAAUACCAAACGAUUGGGCAUUUUAUUUUGAUCGUGAUAUUUUAUGUAAUGAUAAUAUAUAUAAUCAAUCAUUUGGAUUUUAUAUUAUAAAUUUAAUUACUCAUCAUAUUAAAUGGAUUCGAACUGAUCAAUAUUUUGUACCAUUAUUUAAACGAAAUAAAAAUCUACGACAAGCAUUUAUUAGACUUUUUCAAAAUGGACAAGUUUUUUCAGAAUUAGCAACAAAACUUUUACAUCCUGUACCAAAAGUUAAUUCAAUUAUUAAAGAUUUUCAAACAAAAUAUAAUUUAGAGAAUAAAAUUCUUACAAUCGGAGUUCAUAUGCGUAGUUGGUCAACAAAUAUGAUUAAUCAUAUCGAACCAUUUCAAAAAUGUAUUGAACAUGUUAUAAAAAAUAUUAAUAGAUCUAGUAGAAAUGAAACCAAAAUUGGUCUAUAUAUCAUUUCAAAUACUCGAAAACGUCGUCAACAACUAGAAAAUCAUAUUACAAAAAUGUAUAAAAAUUUAGAAAUAUUUAACUCACCAGAACCACCUGAAACUGCUAAUGUAAUCGAACAGAUGCAAUAUACUUUGGCAGAAUUACUUAUACUAUCAAAAAUGCAACAUCUUAUCAUAACAUCAAAAUCAACAUUCGGUAUGAUUGCUCAAGGUUUAGCACGUAAGGGUGCUUGGAUUGUACGACAAGGUGCAUCACAUGAAAUACAAACUAUCAAAUCAGAUCUUUGUGAAUGGGAAUCGACUAGUGAACCAGAAUAUCAAAUGAUGGGAUCACUACAAAUCAAUGAUACAUGUUCUCAAUAUAGUACAUCUUUACCUAGUAUUGGAGAGAGAACUAUUAUUUAA
Rotaria sordida is the source of this 1350-nucleotide messenger RNA. Lineage: Eukaryota; Metazoa; Rotifera; Eurotatoria; Philodinida; Philodinidae. The record is from the annotation of a GenBank genome assembly.